Gongylonema pulchrum is the source of this 228-nucleotide messenger RNA. Lineage: Eukaryota; Metazoa; Nematoda; Chromadorea; Rhabditida; Gongylonematidae. The record is from the annotation of a GenBank genome assembly.
AUGGAGAUGCUCGUAAAGUCGCUGUAUGUUCUGAAAGAAGGAGUGGAUAUGUCGUUAGAAAGACGAGAUGAAAACCCAAUCAUUUUCUGGGUUUUGAUUGAACAAGGCGAUAUCCGAGAAACCGGAACGUCCACUCAGACGGGGAAGUGGGGUGGCUGUAUCGAAUGGUACUGUGUACAAAUCAACGGAAGUAAUCAGGGUGAUGCCCUCAAAGUUCACAUCCUCUGA